GGUUCUGGGGUCCCUAGGUAGGGGUGCAGCCUUGGUCACAUCAAAAAUAACGUGUAUUUUAGUUGAAAAAUAAAGGGUCACUCAAAAGGGCCUGCUCAGCUUUAACAUGAAAAAUGGCAUACUUCAAAGUUUGCUGUUAAACACACAUGCCACUUUGAAAUCACUGUUUGUAAAGGCUACUUUCUUCUCACCAUAUCGCGUUGAUUUUAGUAUGGUGUCCGGAGCUUUUAUUGUGAAAUGUAUACGUGACACCGGAAACGGAUGUGCAACACGGAACGUUUUCAUAGGCACACAGGCCGCCAUGUAGGACAGUAAAUUGUUUGUGAACACGGAAGAAAUACUGUUGUUGUUGUGUUUACAAUCCGAAUGACUUUGAUUUAAGUUCCAGUUUUUAAUUAAAGAUGCGUUAUAAGCUGGCGGACACCGCGGGCUGAGCUUUUAACUCGAGAAAACAAGAUGGAGGCGAGGUUCGGCAGCGAAGUAGCGUCGAUAGUGGAAGUCGCCAUCCAGGCGGCGGUGUCCGUGUUCAGGGAUGUCUGGGCGAAAGAGGCGCCAAACGCCGAGUGGGAUGAGGCGAAGUUCGGCGAAAUCCAGGAGAUAGAGAAGUGUCUGGUGGGUCAGAUCCACAAAGUGUUCACGGAGUUCUCCUCGGAGUUGUUUGAGGAGAACGAGGCUCUGCGUGCCAAAGUAGAGCAGCUGGAGGAUGUCCUGCAGAAGAAAGCCGGGCAGCUGGAGCAGGAGCUCGAGGCCAGAGUGGGUCAGCUGGGCAGAGAGAUGGAGCAGCUGGAGAAGGAGCUGAAGAGCAUCAGUGAAGGCAGCAGCAAGACUCCGGGAGGUCCGACCCACAACCUGCUGCAGGACGGCUCACUGACAGGAGCACCUGUGCUGUCAGUGUCCACCGGUCAAACUGCCCCAAAACCUGCUGCCCCUCUGGAUGCUGUGAAGGAGUCCACCUCAAACCCUCCACCAGUUUCAGCAGAAAGUGUUGUUCCCACCUCCACAGCUGAAUCUGUCACUGUCCCCAAACCUGCAGUAGCUCCUAUGGUGUUUGUUGGCAGAGUCAGCUCUGCGCCCACAGUUCUGUUGGUGGGUGCCAGCCAAGCCGUCACCCAGCCCCCCAUGCCAUCGCCGGCUGUCUAUGAAAGGACGGGAACGACGCAACUCAUCCUCAAACCAGCAGCCUCGCCGGGGUCUACACCUCAAGACGUCCCCAGUCCAGACUCCAGCACCGUCAGUGGUCUCACCUCGGCACAGGAGAAGAAAUCUGUGGAAGAGGCAGCUUUUGGGAGAACAAGGAAGACAAGGAGAACAACUUUUAAAAAUGAAAAAACAUCUACUGACAACAAUGCAGAAGAAAACGAAAUCCAGUCGGAUGAAAAAAAAGAGGCACGCAGAACGAAGCGUUUCUUCUGUGAGCACUGUAACGUUGGUUUUCAUUGGAAAGGUGAAUUGAACAAACACAUGAAAGUUCACAAGAAGCCGUUUCCCUGUGAUCAGUGUGACAAAAGUUUUCUGGAAAAGAAGUCUUUGGAAAAUCAUGUUUUGCGUCAUGAGGCGAGCAAAGCCCCCCUGCCCUUCCCCUGUCCUCGCUGUAAAAGAUCGUACAGGAAAGAGCAGUCGCUUCAGAAUCACCUGAAGCGUCACCAGCGGAUGAAGCCGCCUAAGCCGUUUGCCUGCGACCAGUGUGGGAAAACAUUCAGGAUCAAGCAGUCUCUGGAGAACCACCUCUUACGCCACGAGAAAAAGAAGGAGAUGUUGAAGUGCCAGCUUUGUGACAAGACCUGCAAGACACCCGUCCAGCUGAAAUGUCACAUGGCUGUACACUCAGAGGAGAGACCGUUUAGUUGUGAAACCUGCGGGAAGGAGUUUAAGAGCAAAGACACGCUUCGCUUCCAUCAGAUGGUUCACUCAGACACCAAAAAAUACAAAUGCACGAUGUGCGACGAAACUUUCAAAUACGCCCACUCCCUGACGGUGCAUAAGAGGAAACACACAGGCGUCACUCCGUUCAUAUGCAGCGUGUGCAACAGGUCGUACAGGACCGGCACUGCUCUGAAAAGACACAGCAUAGUCCAUACAGGGGAGAAACCGUUCACCUGUCACAUAUGUGGAGCGAGGUUCAGCCUGAACAACAACCUCAAAAGGCACCUUCGCAUCCACACCGGAGAAAAGCCGUUCACCUGUCAGGAGUGUGGCAAGAGCUUCUCGGACAACAACAAGCUGAAGUCCCACAUGCUCAUCCACGGCGCCAGAAAGCCUUUUAUGUGCGAUCUGUGCGGGAAGACCUUCCUCUUCAACUGCAGGCUGCUGAUACAUCAGAGGUACGUGCACGCCGACAGGAACGAGGAGACAGACGGCACGCAAAGAUUUUUCCAGACUAGACGACAAAACAAGUCUCUGGUUAAACCGUUCAGUUGCAAGAUAUGUCUGAGGGGUUUCAGCGCCGCGUGUUCGCUCAAGCUCCACGAAAGAGGCCACAGUGAGCACAAGGAGUACAACUGUGGCAUAUGUGGGAAGUCUUUCCACAACAAAUACUCUUUCGGCUACCACCAGAGAAGCCACUCGGGGGAGAAGCCGUUCGUUUGCGAUGUGUGCGGGAAGAGGUUUUUCCACGCCGGCAGUCUGAAGCAGCACGAGCGGAUUCACACCGGCGAAAAACCUUACAAGUGCGACCAGUGCGGCAAGGCCUUCAGGACGGACGGAAACUUCUACAGACACUUGCGGAUACACACGGGCGAGAAACCUUUCGCGUGUAUGUACUGUGACAGGAAGUUCCACCAGUCAAAUCAGCUCAAGUCCCACCUGCAGGUCCACACCGGGCAGAAGCUCUACUCGUGCCAGCAGUGCGGCCGGGGCUUCUCGGAUUCAAGGCAGCUGAAGAAGCACAGCUGCGACGGGUCGUAGGUGAUGUGACGCCAUGAUGUGUGACGGCCAUGAGUACGCUCAGCUGUUCAACAAAUGGGAGAACUUGUGUCAAACUGAUCCUAAGUCCUAAAUUAAGUGGUGGUAUGUUGUAUUAAGGGAAAUAAAGUUCAUUAGAAAAUUGCAAAAUAUUACUCAACUGAACAAGGGUGACACUGAAAAAAUAACACACUACUUCAUUGAAAAGAAAUUCAUUUAAUUUGGAUAUAAAACAUUUGCUUGUGAUAGCUUCAUGGCGGCGAAGGAGUGCUUGUUUGUCUACACAUUAUUUUGACACUUUGGGGCUCUGGUAACUCUCACUUGUCUUCACUCUUGAUUUAAUAAAGUUAAGGGAUUAAAUAAAAGCAUUUAAUACAGUAUUUGACUGUAAAAGUAGUGGCAGCUCUACUCACAUCAGAGUUUUCACAGUAGAGGUCAGCAGCAUUGUUUGUGGCAUUUAUAAUUGUGUUUUUUCCUUUUUGCUUCAGUAACCUCAAAACAGAUAGGGCUGUUUACCAUUAUAGGACACCAUGGCCAUUUAAAAAUCAGUUACACAUGUGGAAUAUUAAGGUAUACCUCUGUAAAUAUUGUGAAGAUGAUAAAUGCCAGCUUUCUUUUUUCUUUGAAUAGUUGGGAACUGAUUUUUUCCUCUCUUACCGUUUUUUUUUAGUUUUCUUAAACUAUUUUGUAUUAAUUUAUGUUUUGAGCUCAGAAUAAUCCAACAGAAUGGCAUCAAGAUGUAAUUGUUUUCAAAGUAAGAACCUGUAAAAUGUACAGUUCUAUGCAGUACGGUAGCGUGUGUACUAUAUUUCGUUACUGCAAUUAAAGAAUAUUUGCUACAGAA
Messenger RNA from Lates calcarifer (barramundi perch), 3745 nucleotides. RefSeq names its product zinc finger protein 345. Gene Ontology annotation, biological process: regulation of cytokine production; negative regulation of transcription by RNA polymerase II; regulation of immune system process. NCBI's taxonomy places the organism in Eukaryota, Metazoa, Chordata, Actinopteri, Centropomidae. The record is from RefSeq and is a predicted model, not a curated record. The transcript is spliced from 4 exons. Bases 457 to 2904 code for a protein of 815 amino acids.